AUGGACGAUCAGUAUGGUGCGAUUCGCUUCGGCGAAUUUAGGAAAUACAUGGCAAAUAAGCAAGCGAAACUUAAAGACCAGGAACAACUAAUUGAAACGACAUCAAGCCAGGACGUGCCACAGAUCUUUGAAGGGUUGUCAAUUUACAUUAACGGGUAUACGAAUCCACCUCAAAACGAACUACGUCGACUAUUUAUUCUUCAUGGUGGAGACUAUCAACACUACCUAAAAAAAUCAAGUGUUACACACAUUAUCGCAUCGAAUUUAACGCAAGCCAAGUACAAUGAGUUUCGGGCUUACAAAGUAGUAAAACCAAAUUGGUUGACGGACAGUAUCAAACAGCAACGACUUCUACCUUGGGCUGACUACCGCAUCACUGGCAAAGAUACAGCACAAACCGAACUUCAAUUUCGAGCACAAAAUCAGCAACAACAACCGCAGCAGCAGCAGCAGCAGCAGCAACAACAACAACAACAACAACAACAACAACAACAACAACAACAACAACAAAACCAAAACGCCACCGAGUCUCCACAGGGCAAAACUUUGAAUGCAAGUCUAUUGGCGAAUCAAUGGAACCGAGAAAACACGACAGUCACCCCUGGAUUCGUCAAGAAGUUUUAUUCGUCUUCGAGACUACACCACCUUUCAACAUGGAAGUCAGAGAUCAAGUCAGAAAUUAUUCGAAAGCUGGAUGAGAAGUUUUCUCGUGGAAGUAAAAAACGAAAGCGUGAAGGACCACGGAUAGUGAUGCACGUUGAUUUCGACUGCUUUUUUGCAUCAGUGGGUCUUCUGGAUCGCCCUCAACUAAAAGAUAAACCGGUUGCAGUAUCACACGUUCAGCAAGCCAAAAUUGAUUCAUCGAGCGAUAUUGCGUCCUGCAACUACAUUGCACGCUCAUUUGGAGUACGUAACGGGAUGCACAUAGGCACAGCAAAGAGAUUAUGUCCGGAUCUACAGGUCAUACCAUACGAGUUUGAAAAGUACAAGGCUAUAUCUGAAGCAUUUUACGAGGUGCUCUAUGGAUUUGCAGAGGAGAUUGAACCGGUCAGCGUAGACGAGGCUCUUAUUGAAGUGAACGACCCAUCUGCUGCUACGGAAAUCCGACAAACCAUACGCGAAAAGACAGGCUGUGAAGUCAGUAUUGGGAUAGGAUCGAACAUUCUCCUGGCGAGGUUGGCUACAAAGAAAGCAAAGCCUGCAGGUCAAUACUACUGUUCGUCAGAUCAAGUGCAAGAGUUUUUGGUAUCUGAUCUUCCGCGAGUGGGCUAUGCAAUGACCGAAAAGCUGGCAACCAUGGGCGUUUCAAAAGUAUCGGAUCUUCUAAAAAUGAAUCUUGGUGCCUUACAAACCAGUUUUGGGUCAAAAACAGGCCAAAUGCUGUAUAACUUUGCGAGAGGACUGGACGAUCGUCCCUUGAAGCAUGAUCAAGAACGACAGUCAGUCAGUGCGGAUGUUAAUUGGGGUGUACGGUUUGAAAACGAAGAGCAGGUUAAAAGAUUUAUGGAAGAGUUAGCCGAGGAAGUGAGCGAGCGUCUACAGAAUAUUGAAAGAAAAGGAAAGCGCAUCACACUCAACGUGCUGCGACGACGUUUAGAUGCCGGAGAAGCAACAAAACGUCUUGGAUGUGGUGAAUGUGACAGCUUCUCAAAGUCAGUGGCCCUUGCUGCUCCUACAGACGACCCUGAAACUAUCGCGAUGCACAGCCAUAACAUGCUACUCUCGUACAAAUUCGACGUCACUGACUUACGAGGUCUCGGUAUUCUGGUUACAAAGUUGGAUUCGCCCAACACUGUUAUUCGACAACAAAAGUUGUCGUUUUCACCCUCUCGAGAAACAUCACCAGCACCCAUGCCGCUUCCAACAGAAAUUGAUCCAGACGUAUUUGCUGAAUUGCCUUCUGAAGUUCAAGAAGAACUUAGGAGACAAUACAAAGUACCUUCUCUCUCUUGCUCACCUGAGCUGUCUGCUGCCCGAUUAACGCCGCCAAUGAAAAGCCAUGCCGAGCAACAGAUGCAGAUAGUUGAACCAACUUUUGACCAAGCCCCUUCCUCACCACCACUAACAACUGAAAUUGAGCCACUGGCUUCCCUGCCUGAUAUCCCACCAUGGUCUCAACUGGAUCCAGCCUCGCUUUUGGCUUUACCUGAUUCGAUGCGCGAACAAGUACUUAAAAUGUAUAGCAAACAAUCACGUAAACCUAAACAAGAGCGUCCUCGCUCUUCAUCCCCUCCGCCUCAGCCAGUCCAACCCCAGCUGAAUACUACACUGCGUGGCCGCCCGCGAAUAACGAAACGAAGCACUCGUUCAGCAAGCCCUACCAAAAAAGGCGGUAGCACCACAUUGACUCAAAUGUUCAAUCCAACGAAAAGCCCGCAUCGAACAGCAACGACCCAAAAAAAUCUUCCAUGGGAGUCUUCUAUCUGGGGCGAAUUACCAGCCUGUAAGCUAUCACUUCAGCAAUCUAUUAAAGUGUGUAUUUUGCGCAUCAUGGAGGAUUAA
Messenger RNA from Zychaea mexicana, 2502 nucleotides. RefSeq lists its product as uncharacterized. Gene Ontology annotation, molecular function: damaged DNA binding; DNA-directed DNA polymerase activity; deoxycytidyl transferase activity. Gene Ontology annotation, biological process: error-prone translesion synthesis; error-free translesion synthesis. The coding region runs from base 1 to 2502 and encodes 833 amino acids. The transcript has 7 exons. Gene Ontology annotation, cellular component: nucleus. The record is from RefSeq and is a predicted model, not a curated record. NCBI's taxonomy places the organism in Eukaryota, Fungi, Mucoromycota, Mucoromycetes, Mucorales, Lichtheimiaceae.